Messenger RNA from Acipenser ruthenus (sterlet), 10033 nucleotides. RefSeq lists its product as uncharacterized. The coding region runs from base 1671 to 8201 and encodes 2176 amino acids. Gene Ontology annotation, cellular component: endoplasmic reticulum membrane. Lineage: Eukaryota; Metazoa; Chordata; Actinopteri; Acipenseriformes; Acipenseridae. The record is from RefSeq and is a predicted model, not a curated record. The transcript is spliced from 44 exons.
GAAUGAUCAAUGAAGAUUUCGAAUAUCUUUUUUUGUGCGUGUUUAUUUAGCUUAUUAAUCGUGUUUUUCUUGUAUCUGUGGUUGACAUUAUACUUUAGAAACGUUGAAACUUUAUUUAUUUAUUUAUUUAUUUAUUUAUUUUUAAAUUUAGCCGUUGCCAAUUAGUUUUUAUUAUUUUCUCCCCAAUUUGAAAUGCCCAAUUAUUUUUUAGGCUCAGCUCACCGCUACUACCUCUGCGCUGACUCGGGAGGGGCGAAGUGAACACACGCUGUCCUAAAGCGUGUGCAGUCAGCCGCCCGCUUCUUUACACUCUGCAGACUCACCGUGCAGCCGCCUCAGAGCUGCAGCGUCGGAGGACAACGCAGCUCUGGGCAGCUUACAGGCAACCCCCCAGGCGCCCGGCCAAACUACAGGAGUCGCUGGUGCGCGGACACCCUGGCCGACCUAACCCUCCCUCCCCCCGGACGACGCUCGGCCAAUCCCGUCCACGGUCGGCUGUGGAAUAGCCUGGACUCGAACCGGACUCUAGCGAGUGCUUUUUACUGGAUGCGCCACUCGGGAGCCCCCGAAACGUUGAAACUUUAGAGCUUAAAACUUGGUCCACAAGUUUUGGAGUCCUCUUUAUCAUUCAGAGGAACUACUUUACUCUGCCCAUCAGUUUCAGUGGGACAAUCUGUCUAACUGGAAAUAGACUUUUUCUUCUGUACAGAAAAGCAAUUAUAAAGAAAUCCAAUUAGACUUAAGUAAAGAAAAUGUGUAAGAAAGAAAAUUCAGCUGCACAAUGACAGAGCUGUGGGCAUAAGAUUGUGAUAUGCAAAAUAAAGUGUAGGACAUUGACUAGACCAAGCGUAAUUUUUAAACCCUCACAGAAUUUUAUUUAAAUUUUAACACCAUCUGAACUUCCUUGUUGGGUGUCAGUUCUGUAUGACACAAGCGUUAUAGAGGAAGAGAGAAGAAGUUGAACAACAAGGCUUUGAAACAUUUGAUGUGCUAAAUUGUAGACUGCGUUUAAUUAAAACAGUAUAUCACAGCUAGAUUAUGUUGUGGCCUGCACGCAUAAAUUGCAUGCUAAUUUGUUUCAGGUGAAUGGUGCAUCUGAUGGAAGCAAAGGGGGGCUGUCUGUAUCAGCUGGUUUUGAAGUGCAAGUGCGUGAACAGAACAGACAGAGAUCAGUGGAAUCAACAGCUUCUUUACAGUAAACUGACUUGCGGUGGGCUGCUAAAGUAGGCUAAAAAUAGUGUAUCUAUAUCUUGUGCAGUAUAGUUUUUGUAGUUAAUUCACUGUGUCGGAAGUAAACACAGGCUGGUAGGUAAGACUUUUUCCUUGUAAGAUUUGCAUCACAUUUACUUGUUUUAUAUAUUUAUAGAGAGAGAGAGAGAGCGAGAGCGCUUCAGUGUUGGCCCCUGGACUGGUUCAAGGUUCUUCAAUCAGAUGCGAGUGUUUCACUGGAUAGAAGUUUCUCUUUUCCCACCUGCGCAGGAAAUACAUACAGGAAAAUGAAAGGGAGAAAGCCCAGUACCAGCUACUGCAGAGCAUUCUGACAGGACCAUUAAUAUCAAACUGCAGAGUUUAGCCCUACGUCUCAGGCCUGGCAUAGAACUCGGACUACAGCAGCCUCCCUUACUGCAGUAACUGAAGAGGACCAUCCAGCUUCAGAUUCAAGUGACCAAAUGCAGGAAUUCCAAAGUAAUGGAAUUUGCAGUCCGACCAGCUGUGUUUCAGAAGUGGAUGAAACAAAAGGGAUAUAUGCAUGUUCUGAAGUACAGGUGUUGAACAUUACCUUUGAAGCGUGUGACACUAUGGGCACAGGAGAAGUUCUGGCUUCCACUGUUAUGCAAUACUUGCAGGACAUGACAGCGCAAAGCCCUGAAAGAGGUAGACUGUUAAUGCUGUAUAAUAUGCUGGACCCUUACAGACAGGGUGUCGCAGUUAACAGAGACACGUUCCAUGCGACUAUGAAGAGAUGGAUUGUCGAGUGCAGCCAGGACUGCAUGCUGGAGGAGGACUGCCAGAAUGCGGAAACUGAGAACAACAGAACUCAUACAAAUGGGAAUGAAUUAUCUGCUGCUGAAACUGAAAAGGCCUUCCACGAAGGAACAGAUGGAUUAGACCAUGAAACAAGUGAUUUAAUUAAUCGCGUUGCAGAUCUACAGUAUGCAAACCAGAAGUUAAGUGAGCAAAACUCCAGCCUCCUACGAGCAGUGGAAAUGUGUGAAGAAGCUAACCUACAGCUGACUGAUGAAAUCGUCACACUGAAGAUCAAAUUAACAAGCUCCCAGCAGUCUGUUUUAAAUGCAAAGUCUCAAGCAGAAGAGCUUGAAGAGGCCAAAAGGGCAACAAUAGACUGUCAAGAAAGAGCCUGUCGGCUACAGACUUCCAGCAGUAAACUGAAAAGAGAAAAUGAAAGUUUAAAUACAAAGGUGCAAAUACUGGAAGAGAUGAAAGAAAAUCUUAAACAGGACAAAGAAUUGGCUAAAACCAGGAUUUCUGAACUAACAAAAACGAAAUCUGAGAUUCUGAAGCAACUUUAUGAAGCACAGAGCUUAUUGGCAGCAAAAGAUGCGGAAAUCACAGAGAAAAUCAAGUUUAUAGAAGAACUAAAGAAUUCCAGGCUGGAAAACCACAAAAUCAUUGAGGGGAUGCAUUUAGAACUAAACCGAUUGCAAGAAAACUCACAGCAAGAGCUUUUGAGAUGUACAGUCAGUCUUCAGAGCCCUACAGGACAACCUGGUGCCCUCCCACUGCUAAAGUCUCUGCAGUCAGAAAUCGAGGAGCUUCAGAAGGGCAGUCUUGAAGAGGUUGCCACGCCUAUUUGUGGCCUGUUGAUGACAUCAUCUCAGCAGAAAGAUGAUUUUCAAAUGAUUCUGCAACAGAUAAAAUCACAAGAAGACAGCAGCAUGUUUCAGACAGAGCCUGAAGCGAUGGCAAAUGACAUGAAGCUCCAGAUUGAUGCCUUCAUUACCUCAUGUCAGGGACUGGAUGUGCCUGAUGACCCUGCCCACCUGGUCAUUAUACAUAAGGAGGAGCUACAAAAGAAGAUGAGACAAAUCAUGUUGAACAAUAUACACCAGCUUGAUGGCCUGUUUACACUGAAAGAGGACUGGAAUAAAGCUUUGGAAAAAUUAGAAAGAGCCUACCUCCAGAGUCAACAGCAACAUCUCAACACCAAACACCAUCUAGCAAAUGUGAUAAGAGAGCUGGAGCUCCAGAAAGUGCUGAAGGACAAGGCUGAAGAAAGAGUCUCAGAACAGGAUCAUAGGGCAGCAGAAGCUGAAAAAGGAGCUAAAGAGGCAAAGAAGACGGCAACUGUCUCCUGGUGGAGAGCAAUGAAAGUGGAAGAGGAUAAGGUUAAAGCCAGGGAAGAGGCAGCUAGGCUGAAGACGAGGCUCUUAGAAACCGAAGGAAGACUGUUGCAAGCCCAAAGAACAAUCGAGGAGAUGGAAAGCAAGAUGACAGUGGAGGAGGAGAAGGUUAAAGCCAGGGAAGAGCCAGCUAGGCUGAAGAAGAGGCUCUUGGAAACCGAAGGAAGACUGUUGCAAGCCCAAAGAACAAUCGAGGAGAUGGAAAGCAAGUCAACCCGUUUAGAACAGAUGCUGUUGGAGUCACAGCAGAGGACCCUAACAGCUGAAAUAAGGGCCAGAGUGGCAGAAGACAAAAUGGCUGCCACCUUGAACAUCACUGAGAAGAAAGUUAAGGCUGUUGACCAAAGACUAGCUGAGUUACAAGAGGAGAGAAUUAAAGGUAUCCAAGCUGGGGAACAGAAAGCUAUGCAAGCUUUAAUAGAAGCAGACAGGUUCAAAAUGGAAGUCUGCCAGUUAAAUGAAUCUUCUUCAAACUUGCUGAUGAAAUCUGCUAUGGAAAUGGAGGCAAUGAAGAACAAUGUGUCUCGAGCAGCAGAGUUGGUCAGCUUGACAGAAAGGAGACUGGCUGUUGCUAAGGAGCGGAUAGAUACGGCAGAGAAAAGGAUACAAGUUACUAUAGAGAGAACUGAGAGUGCAGCUAUACAUCUCGAUUCUGUGGAAAAAGGAACAGCAACAAAUGAGUCUACAGAUUUGGGAUCAUCUAUGGUUUUAAGCAACUGCAGUUCUACAUAUUUUAAGACAAGUGAUCCAGAGAAAGAAGAGAAGAUGCCCAGUAUUUGCCAAGCUCCUCCAGUGAUCAAUGGCAAACUCAACUUACUAAGAGAAGAGAAUUCAGAAGAGACUGGGAGAAGAACAGGUGAGGCGCAGAGCAACAUAACUAAGAAGAACGACUGCGUAAUUCAGAUUCCUAGAGAAGGAAAUCAAGAAAAUAUACAGAUUCAGGGAAAAGAAAAUUCCUGGGCUUCGUUCCUUAAUAAACCUUUACUGCUGCACAGUCCUUUCUUCAGUACUGCUUCUGGGCAGCACUGUGACGGCCAUUCCACUGCGAGACUACAGACCACUCUGCUAGAUGCCUUGACUUUGGAACUUCUGAGGACAAGACAGCAGAGUGCAAGCUAUUGUUUUAAACCAUUACCACUGUAUCAGCACCGGGAAACAUGCGUGAAGUGUGCUUGUGAACAGAGAUAUGCUAGUGAAGUGAAUGAAGAAAAUGUAGAAAGGCCAAAGGUCUUAACCAGUGAUGAAAGCACCCAGACAGAGCCAGAAGACAAUGGGAGAAGUCAGGGCUCAGUGACACAACAUUGUGCUGCUCCUAACACAGAGAGGUCAUCAGAAGAUAAGGAGUGGCAGUACUUGCCUCAGGAAUUGAGCAAGAGUCUCACCGAGCAGCCAGCUCCAGACUUCGCCCAUCCAGCUCCAGACCUCGCCGAUCCAGCUCCAGACCUCGCCAAUCCAGCUCCAGACCUCGCCGAUCCAGCUCCAGACCUCGCCAAUCCAGCUCCAGACCUUGCCGAUCCAGCUCCAGACCUCGCCGAUCCAGCUCCAGACCUCGCCAAUCCAGCUCCAGACCUUGCCGAUCCAGCUCCAGACCUCGCCGAUCCAGCUCCAGACCCCGCCAAUCCAGCUCCAGACCUCGCCGAUCCAGCUCCAGACCUCGCCAAUCCAGCUCCAGACCUUGCCGAUCCAGCUCCAGACCUCGCCGAUCCAGCUCCAGACCCCGCCAAUCCAGCUCCAGACCUCGCCGAUCCAGCUCCAGACCUCGCCGAUCCAGCUCCAGACCUUGCCAAUCCAGCUCCAGACCUCGCCAAUCCAGCUCCAGACCUUGCCGAUCCAGCUCCAGACCUCGCCAAUCCAGCUCCAGACCUCGCCGAUCCAGCUCCAGACCUCGCCAAUCCAGCUCCAGACCUCGCCGAUCCAGCUCCAGACCUCGCCAAUCCAGCUCCAGACCUUGCCGAUCCAGCUCCAGACCUCGCCAAUCCAGCUCCAGACCUUGCCGAUCCAGCUCCAGACCUCGCCAAUCCAGCUCCAGACCUCGCCGAUCCAGCUCCAGACCUCGCCAAUCCAGCUCCAGACCUUGCCGAUCCAGCUCCAGACCUCGCCAAUCCAGCUCCAGACCUCGCCAAUCCAGCUCCAGACCUUGCCGAUCCAGCUCCAGACCUCGCCGAUCCAGCUCCAGACCCCGCCAAUCCAGCUCCAGACCUCGCCGAUCCAGCUCCAGACCUUGCCAAUCCAGCCUCCCGGGCCCCCGGACCCAGGUACCCUCCUUCGUUCCAGACCAUGCCCACCCUCCCAGAAGAAGAGGAGGAGGAUGAAGCAGCAGAGGAGCAGGACAGCUCGCCCCCUUCCCCACAGGUUGUAGCUGUUGAAGCCAGAAUGGUCAGUGCCCCCUCUAUUGUCUUCCCUGGGGAAGCUGUCACUGCAAACCAGGAGCCUAAUGCACUUUCACAGAGCAGACCCCACAGCCCAAGACAUCGCCCUCGGAGUUCUUUUUCUUCAGCGAGCUCCAUCACCACAGUUGACAGCACAGGUCAUGUGAUUGACCUAGUAAAAGACCAGCUGCCAGAUGUUAAGCUCUCAGACAAAGACACAAAGAAGAAUCUGGAGCUGCUUGAGGAAGCAAAGAAGGUCAGUGAGCGAUUCUUCAUGCGGAGGGGUCGAAGGUCAACCUGCAGCGUAUCAGAUUCUCCAACAGGUGUCUCUCCCAAUCUCACUCCAGUGUCCUCUCCAGUAACUUCACGAAGCAGCUCCCUCACUCAGCCCCCCCAGAUUGCCUCAGAUGGAACUGCAGUUAAUUCUGCUGGGACCUCACCCACGCCUCAGCAUCUGGAUGUUCCCAGUGCUAGAGGACAGACAGACAGCAUAGGGCUGGAUACUGAGAGCCCCAGAAAGGGACUGGUGGAUCGACAAGUCAACGAGCAAUGGAAGAUUUCUCAAGGAUUGCUUUCACCUCGGCAUGGCUCCUAUGGAAACUCCAAAGAAGCGUUGUCAGAACAGAAAGAGAACUGUGAUCCCCGACUCGACCCUCCAAACACUGAAAGCAGGAAGCUUUGCAUCGGACUCGUUACAAACAUUGGAGAGGAGUCCCCUGCCAUGGUACAAAGAUCUGUGGAGUACAAUGACUGUCCCUCGGGGAACGCACAACCACAGAAAUCUGCUGCCGGUGCUGUGAACCCCGGCCUGAAGGCCCCCACUAAAGCCCACAAGGACCCCAAAGGCGCCUGUACAGCAGAACUCAAAUCCUUUGGCUCUGGCCCACCUCUCAUGAGAGCUGUGUCCUGGGAUGGCAUGGAGCAGGCAAGUUUGAGAAACGGAGCCCAGGAUUUGCCCACCAUGACUGACAAGAGUUUUACUUUGUAUGACAAAUCCAGUAGUCAGCUGCUAAAAUCUACAGGGUACAAGGACUUCCCCGUGCAGCCAGUCAAAACGCAGAAACUAGUCAAGCUAAGAGAGGAAAAUAAGUUAUUGCGAAACCAAACCAUGGCUGGAUUAAAGUUGCCGGAUCUCAGUGAAACAGCUGAACAGGAAAGAGGCCCCUCUCCUCUAACUUCCCUUCCUCCGCCAAUGGAAGAGGAACCCAAAGAAAAAUCUGAUGUCAUGCCAAACAUUUCUGAUGUCAUGCUUCGCAAACUCAAAGUCCUCAGAUCCCUACCUGGCAGUGUACCUCCCCUCACAGAAAAAGAAGUUGAGAAUGCUUUUGUCCAGCUCUCCCUGGCCUUUCGAAACGACAGCUACACUCUGGAAACAAGACUGCGUCAAGCAGAGAGAGAGAGAGCCCAGACUGAGGACAACACUGACAAGGAGCUGGAAGAUUUCAAAGGAGUCAUUAAGGGUUCAAUCCUGCAAUGGCAGAACUGUGAGCAACGGGAAUCCUAUGAGAGGCUGUUGGAGACGAUAGCAGUGUUCCAUCGUCUAGCAUCCCGACUGUCCAGUCGAGCGGAAAUGGUUGGAGCCGUACGGCAGGAAAAACGGAUGUCAAGAGCUACUGAAGUGAUGAUGCAGUAUGUGGAAAAUUUGAAGAGAACGUAUGAAAAGGAUCACGCAGAACUUAUUGAGUACAAAAAGCUGGCAAACCAGAAUUCAAGUCGUUACGGAGCAGCUGACAGUGGAGAAGAUGGUGUGCCUCGUGCGUCCAGAUCUAUGUCUCUGACCCUAGGAAAGGCCUUGCCACGCAGAAGGGUCAGCGUUGCUGUGGUCCCGAAAUUCAACUUGUUGAAUAUUUCUAACCAGUCACCCGGGGCUGUGACCAACACGUCAUUACCUACAUUGUGUGAGGUGAACGGUGGGAGAAACAGUGCACCUAAAAGCCCAGUGCAACCACCUAUAACCGAGAAUGGAAAAACAAGUCAGGACCAGGAAAAUGCUACUCCUGUUCCUGCCCCACCUCCAUGCAGCCGAGAUGAAAUCAGGUCGGAGAUAAAAGCUAAGAUUGAGGAGGACGCCUACAAUAAAGGGUACCAAGAAGGAUUAAAGAGAAGUAAAGAACUACAGGAAGUGAAGGAAGAGGAGGAGAAAAUAGAUGAAAGUCAGAAAGAAGCAGAGGAAAAGGAAAAAGAAUUGGAAAUGGAAAAGGAAAUAGAAAAUAAAAAGAGCAGCAAAUUUGAAGAAGCUCUGGAUUAUAUUGACAGACUGUGUCCAAAGGUUUUCAGACAGCAUCGCUUGGUCUGGAUUAUUGCAGCUGUUGUGGUGAUCCUGGCUUUCAUAGUUUGCAUUUUCACAUCCUAUAAUAACUCCAGCACUGAAGUGGCUGACACGUCUCCUGGAAAGAGCGUGUGCUCCGGCAAAAAGCAGAACUUUGAGUGGAAUGUAGGACUGCAGCACAAGAACCCCACACCAGAAUAACACAGAAGUCUCAUUCAUAAGCUUUUGCACACGCACUGUAACAAACAUCAAGAAGAUGGGUUUAGCUAUCCAAAUGGGUACUGUAGUAUAAUACCAAUCACAGUAAUGAUACAAAUAAUAAAAUAUGAAGAAGCUGCUUAUUCAGUACCCUGAUCAGUUACACAGGUUUACUGGGGCGGACAGACGAACCUAAUGAGGAAUGUACCCAGAGCUUUUGAUGGAUAUUUUUAACACUCCCUCAAUGUUUAAAGACUUUUUUUGAAUCACUGCUCGUUAUCAGGUGUCUAAAGUUGUUGCCUUGUUUUGGACAAAGAAGUAGGGUUGUCUAGAAAUAUUGUUGGACAGAGAGAACCCAAAUUCAUGAUCAGCUGUCUCAGGUUAGAUAAGGACUGAGUUUCAAUGCAGUGAUGUAUUGAAGUAUUAUUAUUAUUAUUUUUUUUUUUAAACUUUCAGAGAGGUAAAAUGUUACUUUCUUAGAUAAAAUAUUCUAUAUUGUGUAUUUAAGCAGAGUAAUAGAAGUAGUUUUUAAAGUGCAAUAUUUUUGUAAUAGAAAUACACAACUGUUUGGAUUUAUUCACAGCACUGGUUUUAUCAGUAGAGGGGGUUGAUUAUAAAGGAGCACUAUUUUUGAUUAGCAUGAUAAUAUUUAAUUUUUUUAUAUCAUUGUAAAACUUUGCACAUGUGUGCUACCAUCGUACUGUAUAGUGCCACAUACUUGAGUCUUGAAAUAAAGAUGCCUUAAAACCUCUUUUCUUAAGCAAUUCCUUGAGCGUCUUACUGCAAUUAUUUUUUAUAGCUAAAAAUGUAAAGAACAAACUACACGCGAAGAAUAUAGAAAACUGGCAAGCUAGCAUCAACUGUUAAACCUGAAUUCCUACCAACAUGCAUUUGUAUACUGUACAAUAUUCAGAUUUCUUAAACGAACAGCCUUGUUUGUACUUGAAAGAGAAUAUCAGGGGCUUUGUUUCGUCUCUGGCUUGCAACUUGUUGAAUAUAUUUAUUAAUUUAUGAAUUGGCCUAUCUGUCUGUCUGUGUCUAUCUAUUCAUCUAUCUGUUUUUUUUAUGAUUUUUCUUGUUUAUUUUCAAGAUUAAGUUUGAUAUUUAUAACUGUUAUUUCAAUCAUCUUUGUUAUAGAUUGUUUACUUGUUAGAUUCUACAGCUGGGGGGUGGGAUGAAUGGUGGGAUUGGAAGGAUGGGGUGUUGUCUAAAUGCUUCCCUUAGCUUUUGUUGAUGUGUUUUUUUAUAUGUAGUGCAAUAAAAACUCAAAACGAUUACAGCACACUGAGUGUGUAUUAAUAGAACUAAGUGAUGACAACUCCUUGAUUAAGAUCAGGUCUACCUCAAUGUGUGGAAUGUGGCAGUAAUUGCUCAUUUCAACAACGUUUUCUGUCUUUUCCUUAGCAGUGAGUUAUCUUUCAUCGGCUCCUGCGUUUUUUAAUUUGAACAGGAAAUCACUAAUGAAAUCUAAAGUACAGUUUCAUUUUUAAGUAACCAAGCCCUUGAGAAGGGGCCUGUUGACAGAUCUCUCCAGUGUAAAGUGACUCAGUGGAUUGCAGAAGUACAUGAUGCCUUUUGGUUCCAGUUCCAUUGGGGUCUAUCUUAGUUUAGAGGCACUUGAGCUUUUGGGGUUUAAACCUCGUUCCUGGUGGGACUUGUAGCCCCACCACAAACCCCUCAUCACAUACUUGGUUAUCCUUUCUCAAAAAGAUCAACACAAUUAUAGCAAUUAUUUGUAGAUUACAUACCAAAUGUUUAGAUUUGAACAGCAUUUUCAAGAGUUGCAAACCUAUUUGUGUAUAUAAACCAAUGAUAAUAAAUAUUAAUAAGUGUGA